AUGAAAUUAUCAUAGUUAAUAUAUGAAUACCUGCAUAGGAAAUACACAAAAACCAAAUAAAAGAGUGAUGAUUCAUAUUCAAAGCAAGUAUAUCAUCUAUUUUAAUAAACAAGAUAGAAUUUGAAAAUGGAGACACAGUAAAUUUAAAGGGUUUUUCAUCUUCUGAAUUAAAAAAUAAAAUUUCUACAAUAUAAUCAUUGGGGAGUGUUAUUUGGAGAUAUUUGAAGAGACCUUUCAAUCAUAUAUUUGCGAUAAUUAGCAUUAUAUGUUUAAGCAUAAGUCAAAAUGAUUCUUAAGUUAUAUAUGGAUUUGUCAUUCCAUUUCUAUUUAGUAUAGUAAUGUAUUUAAUAAAAACAUUUUAUUACAUGAUAUUGGUAUAUGAAGAGGAUAAUUUAAUAAACAGAAGAAAAGUGAUAGUAUUUAAGAAAUUGAGGAAGAUGUUGCAAAAUAAAAAAAUCGGUUUAAUGGAAUAUGAAUAAAAACUAAAUAAGAUAUAAUUAGUAUAAAGUUAGAGAACUGAGAAAGCAAUGGUGCCUUAAUCUCCUUAACCUUUAACAGAAUUGAAUGAGAACACAAAAAUAAGUAUAAUAGAAACAAUAAAAUGGGAGGAUUUAGAAAUUGGAGAUAUAAUAAUAUUAUAAAGGAAUGAGAUAUGUCCAGCAGAUUGUUUAAUAUUAGAAUCAAAUUAAGAGAAAUGCUAUGUAAAUAAUGCAUGUGUAAGUGGACAGACAGAUGAAGGGAUAAAGUUUGCUAAUGAAUUAACAUCUUUACCUAAGAUGCAUUAAUUUAAAGGUAAUGGAUUUGAAUAUCGAUUAUUAUUAAGUGGUAAAGUAACAUUUGAUAAGGAUUAUAAAUCUGAAUCUUUUUAUACAGGAUUCAUAAGAUUAAAGAAUGAUCCUUAGGCUGUUGAUAUCAAAAGUGAGAAUAUUCUCUAUAGAGGAUAAUAAUUAUAAACAUGUGAUUAUGUUUAUGGAUUGAUAUUGAGUUGUGGGUUAAAUUGUAAAUAUUAUUAUUUAAGUAAUUUCGAAAAAUCUACAAAGUCUUUUUUUGAAAAUAAAAUGGAUACUUUCUAUAAAUUUACUUUAAUAUUAAUAAUUUUAUUAUCUUUUGGUUCAUGGAUGAUUGAAUCCAUUAGAUAUAUUGAUAAAGGUUGGAGAAUUAAACAUUUAGCUGAUUAUUUUCUAAUAUAUUUGAAUAUGUUUCCAUAUUAUUUGAUAGGUUUAUUGGAUAUAUUAUAAAUUCUUAGUUCAACUUUAAAAUUAUUUUAAUUCAAUAAACAAAAAGGAAGUUAGAGUGCUGAAAGUUAAUAAGAAUUUAACAUAUUUGUAAAUCAAAAAAUGGAUUUAAACACUAUAUAUAGUAAAUUAAAUCCAACUCCAAUAGCUGAUUUAUCAUUAGUUGAUUCUGUUAUUUUUGAUAAAACAUGUACAAUGACAAUACCAUUAUUUAAGAUUAAAUUAAUUUUCUUAAAUGAUACAUUUUAUGUAAUACAUAAUAAAACAUUUAAAAAUAUUAUUCAAUGGAAAAAGUACUAGAAAGAAGUCAUAGAUAAUUAAGAAUUACUUUUUAUUUAAGAUUCAUCAUUAUCACCUAAUCAAAUUUCAUCAAUCAAAGUAUCAAUUCAUCAUCGACCUAUGAGUCCUACUAAAAGAACUUCGAUUUCACCUUGGAGAUUAGAGGAUAAUUUAGUGAAUAUUGAACCUAAUAUUGAGUAAGAUAUAAGGGAAACUAGUUAAUAGGAUGAAGUUAAUUUUAAUGCUGAAGAAAUUGCAGAUGAUCAUUCUAAAUUAAAAGAAAUACAUAGAACUAAACCACCUAAAUUAUUUUAAAUUGAUUCUUGGGAAUCUGGAAUUGAUUUUGGAGGAAUGAUUAAUUAAUUAAAUGAACAAAGAAUCAUUAAAUCUUAAUCUCCUAUCAAAGAAACUGCAAAAAGAAAGUUUAGUGAAAGAAGACCUAUUUUAGAAAAAAUGGAACCAUAAAAAAAACUAUCUGCUGAUCGAUUUUAUAAAACUGAUGAAUUCAAUAUUCUAUAUGAUCGAUAAGAUGAUUUUACAAGCAAUGAAAAAGAAAUAUUCAGUAAAUCUUUAACUCCAGAAUAUAGAGGAGUUAUUGAAGAAGCCUUAUUUAUUCUCAUUAUUUGUCAUAAUACUUAAACUAAAUAUCUUAAGAAAUAGGAUUCGUUAUAACAAGAAUUUAAUAAUCAAAUUGAUUAACUAUAGAUUACUUUAGCUUAAAAUUACGAUUAUAAAUUCAUUGGAUCUACAUUUGGAAAAAAUAAAUAUAUUAUUGAAAUUAAAGAAAAUUUACUUGAAAUUCCAGUAACAGUUAUUUAAUUAGAUAAUACAAAAUUAUCUGUAAUAACCUAAAUCACAGAUUAUAAUAAAUUGUUAGCCUUUUAAUUUAAUGACAAAUUUGAAUAUAUUCAAUAUAUCAGAGAAGAUGGUUUAGAAUUAAUUGAAGGUAUCAAUAUGGAUAAGGAUGAUAAAGAUGUUUGGAAUGGAAUUAUUAAUAAAAUUAUUUAAAAAGGUUGUAGACCAAUCAUAUAUUAUAAAUUUAAUAUGGAUUAAAAUAGUUAUAAUUAAUUUAUAAGGAAUCCAUAAGAAGAAAUUAAAAAUAAAAACAAUCAAUUAGAAGUUGUUUUAAUUAUUGGAGUAUAAGAAAAAAUAAAAAAAUAAUUAAAGGAUAUUAUUACGUUUUAUCAAAAUGCUGACAUAUCAAUAUGGAUUGCUAGUGGUGAUAAUAAAAAUAAAGUAUUGCCUAUUGCAUACAAAUCAAAUAUAUUGAAAGAAAAUAUUCAUAUUCUUAAAAUAGAGUCUAAUGAUAUGAUAUCUUAAUAAAUUAAGUAACAUAUUUUAUGGUGUUAUAAUAACUUAAUUAAAUAAUUAAGAGAAGAACAAGCAGAAAAAAAAAAUAAUCAAAAACUUAGCAGUCCUAAUAAUAAGAGAAAAUCAAUAAAUUUUGCUAGAAGAGCCAGUACAAGAGGAGUUUUACUUGGAAUAAAUAAAAAUUUAUCAAAAACGAAACCUUUUUGUAUAAUGAUUGAAGGAAAGGCUCUUGAGAUUAUUGAAAAUGAUUCAAAUUUAUAUAAUCAUCUGGCUUUUUUAGUUUCAUUUUGUACUCAUCUUAUUGGAUAUUCUAUGAAUAAAUACCAAAAAGGUGUUUUAAUUAAAAUUCUAUAGAAGAAAUAAUUAUAAAGAAGGAGAAUAUUAGUAGUUGGAGAUGAAGCCAAUGAUUCUAUUAUCAUGGAAAAAUCAGAUUUUGCAAUACAAAUUCAGAAUGAGAGAAUUAAUUAAGAUAGCAAAAUUGAAAAAAUGGAAUAAAUAGAAAGACUUAAAAAAGAAUCAAAUUAAAAUAAUCCUAAUAAAUUAUCAAAGUAUAAAUAAUUAUAACUAAACUACUCUAAUAAAUAAUUAGAAAAAUUUUUAUAUUCUAAGUUAAGAUAUAUGAGUACAGCUGAUUUAAUUAUUAAGGAUAUGAAUAAUCUAGUUACAUUAUUAUUUUAUGACAGUAGAAAACAUGCAGAAUUUCUAGAAAAUUUAAUGGUAUAUGCCUUUUAUAGAUGUUAUCUAAUAAUGUUUUGCAUAUUCUUCCAGUGUAUUCUGGAUGUUCAAAAUGAAAUCCCACCUCUCCCAUAUUUCUAAUCGAUCAUGUUUAUUUUACCUUCUUUAUUAUUAUAUAAGUAAUCAAUUCUAAAUUCAAGAAAUAUAACAGAUUUUAAAUAAUAAUUAGUUUACUUCUAUAAUUAGAAUUGGAUACAGUUUAGAAAGCACAAAUAUUGGUUAUUCAUUUACAAAGUAUUAUUGUUUUCAAUUUUCGAAUCAUUUAUUGUUAUAAUAAUUUAAAAGUACAUUGAAUUUUAUACCAAUGAUGGCAGAGAUUUUGAUAAUUCAAUUUAAUCCUUAUAGAUGUACACAAUAAUUAUUUUUGUUGAACAAAGCAAAUGGAUAUAUGAUAAUAUAAUCUAUUGGUUGGUAUUAUAAUUAAUACUAUAUUUAUUAACACUCGUAAGUUAUAUUUAAAUCUUUUAAGAGACUUACUAUUAAAUACUUGAACAUUUGAUAAGUAUUCAAAGUAUUUUUUAUAUCAUACUAAUCAUUUUGAUAGUUUUUACAGUUGAAUAAUUACUGUUUUAGUUUAUUCCUUAUAGUAUUGAUAAAUUAACUUUUUCAGUAUAAGAUAAGGGUGAAAUUUGCAAAAAAUUGGAGCCAGUAUAGAUUCAUUAUUCACAAAAGAAGAACAAUAGUUUGCUUCUACUGAAUAUAUAAAAAUAUGCUUUAAAAUUGUUUAAAAAUGAAGACGAUAUGGACUCUUCAAUAAGAUCAAUGUUGUCAGGUAUGGCUUUGAGCGAGAAGAGUAUAAAAAUAAAUAAAUUUACUUAGCAAUUCAAAAACAUUUAGUUGGAAACAAAAUAUCAAUUGAAUGAGUUAACAUCUAUUUUAGAAUAUUAUCGAUUUUAUUAUCCAUUGAGUUGGAUGCUUGUUGAAGGAGCAAUAUUGCUGUAAAUUUGGUUUGUAAAUAAGGAUUUUGAUUAUACAUGGUUACUUUAUUUUUCAUAUGGGUACAACGGUACUCAAAUAUUAAUGGCUUUAUUUAUAUACACGUCAGUAUUUAAGAAGUAUCAUUUCAGAUUGUCAAAGAUAUUGAUUUUAUCACGUCUUUUGUACAAGAUUGUUUAUGAUAUAUACUUUUUUUAGCAGAAUGAUAAUUCAUUAAGUGAUAUGCUGAUAAUGUAGUUGUUUAUGCUUUAACCAUUGAUUGAUGACAGACCUUUGACAAUAAUAUUCUAUUGUAUAAUAGUGAAUAUAAGUUUUAUAAUAAGAUUCAGUGCAAACAACACAUCUAUAAAUUAAAAUAUUAAUACAUAUAUAAUGCUAAAUUAUUAUCUGAUAGCAUUUAUGUAGACAGCUUUAAGUAGCGGGAUGCAUUUGAGAGUGUAAAGAAAUUUGAGAUAGGAGUUCAUUUAGAAUUUGUAACUGAAUUAGAAAAUAAAUUCGAUAAGUGAUACGCUAUCAAUAUUGAUGCCAAAGUUCAUAAGAAAUAUGAUAAAUUAGAAGGGAGAGUUUGAUAUAUAAGAGAAUUAAGGAGAAGUGGCAAUACUAUUUUGUGACAUUUGUCAAUUUGAUACAAUAAUAAAGGUGUAAUAAUAGAAUGUGGUUCAUUUGCUAGAUAUUUUAUUUAGACAAUACGAUUCUUUAUGUAAUCAAUAUAAUUUACAGAAGAUUGAAACAGUUGGUAAGACUUACAUGGCUGCAUCUGGAUUGAAGAAUUUAAUAUCAUAAAAUAAUAUAAAUCCAGUUCUAAGAGCUUUAUAAGUAGCAUUUGAGAUGCAAAAGUUUGCAUUAUCUUAAAGUUUUGGAUAGACUGAGAAUAUAGUGGUAAAGAUAGGAGUACAUUAUGGAAAUGUGAUUGCUGGUGUAAUAGGAUAUCAUAAACCAUAAUUUUCAUUGAUUGGUGAUACCGUGAAUACAACAAGUAGAGUAUGUUCUACAGCAUAGGAUAAUUAGAUAAAAAUAUCUGAAGAGGCCUUUAAAUAGGUUUAAUCAUGUGUUGAUUUUACAUUCACUUUAGAUAUAGUGGAAGCUAAAGGAAAAGGACAAUUGACUACUUAUUUAGUAUAGGAAGUGAUGAAAGAGAAGAUAUCUAGAAAAAGAUUGAGAAAACUUAAAGACGACAUGUCGAUAUUUAUGAACAGAGAUGAUUAUGCAUGUAAAUAAAGAAACUCUAAUUUUUAAUUCAAGAAUUCUCGUAAACCUACUAUUGUUUAAUCAAGUAUUAAAAUAGUUACUCCAUAAUUAAUGCAUAAAUCAAGUAUUAAUUUAGAUAAUCCAAAUGUUGCAUUAAAUAAUAGCAAUAAUAAUAAUAAUAAUAAUGUAUCUUAACAUCAUUCUAGAGGUGAGAGUGAUCAAAUGUAAGCACCAAUAAAGGAAUAAUAACCACAAACGAUAACAGGUCAAAAUUUAAUUGAAGCUCUAGAAAUCAAAUUAGCAAGAGAGAAUCUCGUAUUUGAAGAUAAUCUAGAGUUUCCAUUGAUUGAAGUAGAUAAAGAUAAAAUAAAGUAAAUGCAUUAAUCGGAAGAUGAGUUUAAAGAGAUGGAUGUAUUGAUUUUGGAUAAAAAAAGAUUAUAUUUAGAUUUUCAUUCAGAUGUUGAUGAAGAGGUCAUUUAAGAGUUUUAUUAGUAAUUAAUAAAAUAAAAUAAAAUAUUAGUCAUUCUUUUAGAACUUGGAAUGGGUAUCUUAAUUCUGAUAUAGAAUACAUCUACAAUUUUGAUUGAUGAUAUAUUUAGAGAAAUUAUUGUAUGGUAUAUCAAUGUUGUUUAAGGAUAUUUGAUUGUAUUUGUCAAACUAAUAUUUAUUUGUUUAUUAUUAAAUGAAUAAUAUUGUCGUCACUUUUUUGAAUAGAAAUACUUUAUUGGAUUCUAUAUUUUUAUUUUAAUUUGGUGGAUUAUGCAUAUCUUUAGUGUGAAAGAAGGAAUAAUUGGAGAAGUUUGUAUCGCUAUAGGUAUAUUUCUGUCAUUUUUGACUUAACUCAAUCCCAUAAUUAAGAUGAAAUACAAAGUAGUAGAAAGUAUUGUUAUGAUAAGUAUGAAUAUCAUUGCAGUUGUAGUAAAUGAUUGGGAGAAAUCAUUAAUCUAUUAUGCAAGUUUAUUAUAAGUGAUAUUUGUAUCGAAUCAAAUAUAUAAGUUUUUGAAGAAUGUUGAAGCUUAUAAUUAGAAAUGUAAAUUAAAAUCUAAACAUGAAUAAUUAGAUUAGUUAGUUAAACAUUAAUUACCAACUCAUAUGCUUGAUCAAUUCUUAUAAUUGUAAUAAUCAAGAGCAGUUUUAAAAGAUUAACAUGAAGAUGUUACACUUUUAUUUGCUGAUAUUGCUGGAUUCACUGAAUAUUCAAGUAAAGUUGCUCCUGAAUAAGUUGUAUUUAUGUUACGGAAUUUAUUCACUGAAUUUGAUAAAUGUUGCCAAGAUAAAAAUGUUUAUAAAUUAUAUACAAUUGGUGAUUGUUAUGUUGUUAUGGGAAUGGUUGAUGCUAAAGAUAGAAAUCCUGCCUUAGAAGCUAAAAAUACUGUUGAAAUGGGAUUUGAAAUGAUUAAUAUCAUAAGUAAAGUCAGAGAUAAAAUUAAUAAUUCAGAUCUAGAUAUGAGAAUAGGUAUUCAUACAGGAAGAAUUAUUGGAGGAGUUCUAGGUACUGAUAUUGUUAGAUAUGAUAUAUAUGGACCGGAUGUCUUAAUCGCUAAUAAAAUGGAAUCUAAAGGGGAAAGAGGUAAAGUUUAAGUCUCUGAAACUACUAAAAAAACAUUAGAAUUAUGUUAUCCUGAAGAAUUUUAGUAUUAUUCUCAUUGCAUUGUAGAAAUACCUUCAAUUGA
Messenger RNA from Paramecium sonneborni, 7357 nucleotides. The record is from the annotation of a GenBank genome assembly. Lineage: Eukaryota; Ciliophora; Oligohymenophorea; Peniculida; Parameciidae.